Messenger RNA from Culex pipiens pallens (northern house mosquito), 1753 nucleotides. RefSeq names its product putative aldehyde dehydrogenase family 7 member A1 homolog (gene Aldh7A1). The record is from RefSeq and is a predicted model, not a curated record. Bases 115 to 1722 code for a protein of 535 amino acids. NCBI's taxonomy places the organism in Eukaryota, Metazoa, Arthropoda, Insecta, Diptera, Culicidae. Gene Ontology annotation, molecular function: aldehyde dehydrogenase (NAD+) activity. The transcript has 3 exons.
UUGUGUAGCUCUCCUCCCAACGACACGACUUGCCUUCCAAGCAGCGAUUAUUUCCAUGUGCACCAUUCUCGAGAUCGGUAGUCGGUUUUAAAGUUCCAAUUUCAAUACAUUAAAAUGAUGUCGGCGGCGUUGCGAUCAAAUCAGAUCCCCCUGAAAAGGGUCUGGCAGAAGAAUCCACUUAGAAUGGCAUCAACAUUUCUGGUGGAAAGUGAAAAGUAUUCAUUCCUUAAGGAUCUUGGCUUGGGCAAAGUGAACAAUGGUGUGUUCAACGGCGAAUGGACCGGAAAUGGAGAGAUUGUCCAGUCGAUUGAUCCUGCUAGUGGUGACGUCAUUGCCGAAGUCAAAACAGGAUCGGUCAGCGAUCUAGAAAGAUGCCUGCAAGUUGGAACUGAGGCAUACAAGCAAUGGCGCAAUAUGCCAGCACCGUUUCGUGGCGAAAUUGUGAGACAAAUUGGGGAAGAGCUGCGCAAAUAUCGUGAGCCUCUUGGCAAACUGGUCAGCCUAGAGAUGGGCAAAAUUAAGGCAGAGGGAGUAGGGGAAGUGCAAGAAUUUGUCGACGUUUGUGAUUACGCUGUAGGAUUAUCAAGGAUGUAUAGCGGCCAGAUCCUGCCAUCAGAAAGAGGAAAGCACACAAUAAUUGAAAAAUGGAAUCCGUUGGGAAUCGUUGGCGUGAUCUCUGCGUUCAACUUUCCGUGCGCAGUGUUUGGCUGGAAUGCGGCUAUCGCGCUGACCGUCGGUAAUUCGGUCCUUUGGAAAGGCGCUCCGAGUACUCCUUUGGUUUCUAUUGCCACGACUAAAAUUGUCUCUGACGUCAUCAAACGUAACAGCUUACCCCCCGUAGUUUCAUUAUGUCAGGGAGGAACUGAAGUCGGUAAAAAAAUGGUCAGCGAUGAGAGAGUGAAACUCUUAUCUUUCACCGGGAGUACCCAAAUUGGCCGAGAGGUUGGCGUUGAGGUGCAAAGAAGAUUUGGCAAAUUUUUACUUGAACUUGGAGGUAACAAUGCGCUUAUUAUAAACGAUGACGCACCCCUUGAUAUGGCUCUAGAUGCUGCGUUCUUUGGAUGCAUAGGAACAGCGGGCCAGCGAUGCACCAGCACACGUCGGUUGAUCAUUCACGAAAAGUUAUACGAUGAAUUCGUUGCGAAGCUUGUUAAACGCUACAACUUACUGAACCGGGUCGGCCAUCCCCUGGACGAGGCCACACUUUAUGGUCCCCUACAUAACCAACAGGCCGUCGAGAACUAUAAGGCUACAAUCGCAGAGGCUCUAAAGUUGGGCGGAAAAAUCGAAUGUGGCGGAAAGUUGAUCGAACGACCGGGAUUUUUUGUUGAACCUACUAUUAUAACUAACCUGCCCCACGAUUCGCCGGUUGUGCACAAGGAAACAUUUGCGCCAAUUGCGUACAUCUUGAAAUCAAAAAAUCUCAACCAGGCAAUCGAAUGGAAUAACGAGGUCGAUCACGGUUUGUCGUCAUCAUUAUUCACGUCUAGUAUUGGAUCGGCAUUCCAGUGGAUCGGAGAAAACGGCUCGGACUGCGGCAUUGUAAACAUCAAUACAUCACCUUCGGGGGCUGAAAUUGGAGGCGCAUUCGGCGGAGAGAAGCACACCGGAGGCGGACGCGAAAGUGGAUCCGACGCUUGGAAGCAAUACGUGCGUCGCUCGACGAUCACGGUAAACCAUUCGGCGGACUUGCCGCUAGCUCAGGGAAUUGUUUUUGAAUAAAGUAACUUUUUUUGCGAUUGCAAGCACUUUA